AACUGAUAAGUGUAUGACAAUUGGUUUAUUAUGUAAACGAAUCUAUUGAUUCUCUGAUUAUUAAACUUAUCUAUUUCACGAACAACAAAAUUCCCAGAUAAAUAAAAAAAAUACAACAAACGUCAUACUUCCUAUAAGUAAUAAUGAAAUUAGAACGUAUUUCAUUUGAUGUAACUAGUUGACAUACAAUGUCUUGCCAAAUAUCUUUGUUUAACUAUAGUGGUUGUUACAGAACUGGAGAAACUAUUACAGGUGUAGUAGAAGCACAUUUCAACGUACAAAAGACCAUAAAAGGGGUAAAAAUUCGUCUGAAGUGUGUGGAGUCAACGUCGUGGGAGGAAUCAAGUAGUACUUACAAUUCUACUACAAAAACUGAUGAAACUACCACUACCAACUACAGUGGCCAUAAUGAAUUAUUGCGAAAUGAAAUAUGGCUGUAUAGAGACAGUCAUAUUGGACCAGGUUCGUUUAAAUGGCCUUUCAGCUUCAACUUACCACAAAACCUACCGUCCAGUUAUAAAGGAAUUUAUGGCAAAAUAGAGUACUUGUUGAAGGCAACAGUGGACAGAAACUAUAGAUUUCUGUAUGAGUCUAAAGCAAAUAUAGUGGUGUUUUCCCCAGUGUAUUUACACGCCCUGUCACCAUAUUUUGAUGAACCACAUCAGACUGCUGCGGAGAAGACUCUAGGCUUUUUCUGUUGCAAAAAAGGUAUUGUAAAGUUCGAAAUGCACCUGCCAAAACGUGGAUUUGUGGUCGGUGAAAAUAUCUGUAUCAGAGUUGUGGUCACAAAUCUCUCCAAAGUUAACAUAAAAAAUUUAAAAUUCAAACUCGUCCAAACUAAUAAAUCAAAGGCAACCCAUCCAAGGACUGAAUAUAAAUGCAACAGGGUGACUCUGGCCAAACACACGGAUAAAGGUAUUGGAGCACAUGGAGAACACGAUUUUAUUGUUCAACUAUUGGUUCCCACCGACAAGAUAAUACCAAACUUUUUAUACGCCGGCCUCUUUGAAUCGUCUUACACUAUUGAGGGCUCAUGUGUCUUCGACGGUUUUCAUACGAACCUAAAAUUGGAAAUAGUUCCUUUUAUAGGACAUCAAAAAUACCCACAAGAGAAUGCAUCUCAGUCCUACAUCCCUCCGUGCCAUUUACAACAAACAAACACCAAUCAAACUUGGAUUACUAAGACGGAAACGGUGGGAGACCUACCACCGCCCUAUGAACCGGACCCCUUUACUCAAAGCUCGAAUAAAAUAGGUUUUCAUGAAGGUGUUACAGUACCAUCAGCCCCUUACGAGUCAGAUAUGCCAUCGGUUCAUCUCUCUAUCAAGUAUUAAAUGAAGAUUUUUUUUAUAUAUGCCAUAAUUGUAUUUAGUUAUUUUAGUAUUUUUUAAAUAAAUUAA
Molecule: messenger RNA, 1400 nt
Organism: Aethina tumida (small hive beetle)
Lineage: Eukaryota; Metazoa; Arthropoda; Insecta; Coleoptera; Nitidulidae
Product: arrestin domain-containing protein 5
Exons: 5
Coding region: 189-1334 (381 amino acids)
Biological process (GO): protein transport
Cellular component (GO): cytoplasm
Source: RefSeq, a predicted model, not a curated record